Messenger RNA from Ictalurus furcatus (blue catfish), 2184 nucleotides. It is a transcript of the gene kctd12b, whose product is annotated as potassium channel tetramerisation domain containing 12b. The record is from RefSeq and is a predicted model, not a curated record. Gene Ontology annotation, molecular function: protein binding. NCBI's taxonomy places the organism in Eukaryota, Metazoa, Chordata, Actinopteri, Siluriformes, Ictaluridae. Bases 753 to 1595 code for a protein of 280 amino acids. The transcript has a single exon. Gene Ontology annotation, biological process: regulation of G protein-coupled receptor signaling pathway; protein homooligomerization.
AUUCUAAAAGCUUAAAGAAGUCAAAUUAAGAUGUACACUAUGUGCGUGACGUAAAGCUACGUGGGCGGGGCUAAUCACAUGAAUGUUGUAGCAGAGAAAGAGAGAGACAGAGACAGAGAGAGAGAGAAAGGAAAAGCAAACAGCGCUUUAGUAUCAGUUAUGGAAGGUGUGUAUCCCGACGUAUUUGUUUAUACAUUUGUUUAUUUACGGUUUCCGUUCAGAAUGUUUUUCAGCACUAGGUUUGCCUUUCUCGCCAUGUUGUCCACAAUUGAAGUGCGACCACAAAUUAAGUGGGUUUAGGCUGAGAAGGCUGUGCUAUGGACACAGUUGAAAACAGUUAUGAGAAGAGACCUGUGAAAACGAGGGAAUAGUAAUGGACUUCUGAGAGAGCCGUAUGUAACCAUCUCUUUCUUCUUGUCGGUUGAUUGAAACUGUGUGACAGAAGGACGGAGGAAACGCGUCUGUUUUUCAUCUCUCCUCUCAAAAGGACUACUGAAUUCAGAUACUGUCAAAUCUGCUGUUGUGAAGUGCACCAUCCUAAUUUCAUUUCUGCAUUGCAACCCAAGGAGAAAGAACACCCCUGUUAUCGUUUAUUCCUCGGCUCAGUGUGAGAUUCUGCGCCACUUUGUGACUGGAGUGUUGGGAGUGGAGAGGCUUUGGCUUUCAUACCCAUCACUGCAAAGUUUUGUGUUUUUUUUUUUGUUGUUGUUUCCUCCUGAAUUCUUGCCUCAGCUCAUCGUGUCAUCAUCAGCAUGGCUUUACCGGAUAACUCCAGUGGCAUUUCAGACGAGCUGGCUUUUCCAGAGAUUAUUGAACUCAACGUAGGGGGUCAGGUAUACAUAACUCGUUACUCGACUCUCACUAGCGUCCCUGAGUCACUGUUAUGGGAGAUGUUCAGCCAGAAAAGCGUCAAGAGCCUGGCGCGUGACACCAAGGGCCGCUUUUUUGUCGACCGCGACGGCUUCCUGUUUCGCUAUAUCCUGGACUACAUGCGAGACCAGCAACUUGUUCUGCCUGACCAUUUCCCGGAGCGAGGGAGACUACAGCGAGAGGCCGAGUACUUCAACCUUCCUGAGCUAGCCAAGCUUCUGGCUCCGAAGAUCAGCAAGCAGAACUCGCUGGGUGACGACGGAUGCCAGAGUGACACGGAGGAGUCGUCACCGAGUGCUGACGCUAGCCGAAACCUGGCGGCGUUGGGAACCGCGACCUGCAGCAGUCUAGUAGCCGGCGACGGCAAGCGCACCGGGUUCAUCACAAUUGGCUACCGAGGCUCCUACACGCUGGGCCGUGAUAGCCAAACCGACGCUAAGUUCCGCCGUGUGGCCCGGAUCAUGGUAUGCGGGAAGACGUCGUUGGCCAAAGAGGUUUUUGGGGAAACCCUGAACGAAAGCCGUGACCCCGACCGGCCGCCGGAGCGGUACACCUGCCGCUACUAUUUGAAAUUCACGUUCCUCGAACAAGCUUUCGACAAGUUGGCUGAUGCUGGCUUUCACAUGGUGGCCUGCAACUCGACAGGCACGUGCGCAUUCACACAUGACCAAACUGAUGACAAGAUCUGGACCAGCUACACGGAAUACGUUUUCUACCGUGAGUGAGACCAGACCUGUGUUCCUGACCCUUCUCCUCCCAAACCUACUUGCCUCUCUCUGAGAACGUGCUCCCUUAGAUGCAGAUGCUUCUAGAUCACCAUCCCAAACCAAACCUCCAACCAGACUUGCCCUUGAUACUUCAUGUCACUUCCCCUCUCUUCAAACCAACUCUGUCCCUUCAGCUAGAAACAGCUCCUGAUACAUGUCUAAUCAUUUCUGGCCUUCGUGAAGUACUCUGUCAUGCUGUCGGGUUUCAAUUUCGUGGCGUUCUGUUGCUUUUAAACUGGCACAAGGCCGGCAGAAAGGGCUUGGAACGGGCCUCUCUGUAUCUCCAAGUAGCCUUUGCACCAAACUAUAACAAUGGCAUUCCUCUCAUCAGUCCAUCACAUAAGUGGACGUUCACGGCUUGCUUGAAUGUUGGUUCUCUGUAAUGACAAGUCGUUGUAAUCUUAAGCUAAAUAUUUUUGGACCAAGCCAUUAGGAAACCAGCAGGUAGACAGGCUAGGCGUAUGAACCCUAAAGCAAAUCUGUUUGAUUGUUAGACAAGCACGUCGUUCUGAAUCUGCAAUGCCACUGCAUGUAAAUAAGCAACAGU